CACCUUCUAUGCUUUUUGAGAAGAUCCCAGAUCCCCCAGGUUUACCAGGUUUACCAGAAUUUACUACCUAGGUACGUACCUAUGUAAAUUGUCUACAUGGGGAAUAUAUUUUAACCCGGAUCCGUCCGGCAUUUUCUUCGCCUUUACUUUUAUUUUUCUUCGUUUACUUAUUUAUUUUUAUUUACUUGAUAUUAUUAUUUUUCAUUGUUACGGAAAGACCGUUAAAUAGAUACGACAAGGGUUCGAAAAAGGAAAUAAAUAAAUAAGAGCUUGGGGCGAGAGAGAAACAGACAGCGCGGCGCUGGAAUUCAGGGUCACGUGCCUAGACACGGGAAAGUUUACCUAGCAAAAAGGUUAGGUAGGUUUAGGUAGGUACUGGUGCUGGUCUUGGUGCUGGUACUGGUACUGUAACCUAACCUUGAUAACCUUGAUAACCUGGGAAAGGACCGAUGCCGUAGCGCGCUUCCCUUGGGGACGAAUAUAACGGCUUGAACGCUAUGUGCAUUCGCCCAAGCCACCUUCCUCCAAAACCCUCUUCCAACAUAUACCUACCUAGGUAUUCAAGAGAAAACUAAUCAUUAGAAGAAACGCAAGUCUUCGCCCGGCAAGCGCAAACAACUUUUUACCUUCGCCCCAUCAAGUGUCACAUAAGAUAAAAACGAGACAAGACAAAACGAGACAAAAAAGGGUGCCACUACGGCCACUGUCGCAAUUGUUACCAAUUGUCGCAAAAAGGAGGAUGGCUAGACAGGACAGGAUGAGAAAUGCAAGUCAGCCUGCCUUGCAGGUCAUUGUGCUGGGCGCGAGUGGUGGGCCGCUGGAAGACAAUGUCACAGCUUUCCUCAUACGGUCCGUUAAAACUAACUGGAGUCGGGGUUCAUUACUUGCUCUCGAUGGCGGCGUUCACAUGUCUGCCAUUACUAAAAUCCUCGAGGAGACGCAGCCACCAGGUCUAGGUUCUGAUAUUGCGUUACCACAUGUCUUAACGACGGGGCCCUUUGCGGGCAUGGAAAUCCACUACACCUCUGCAUCAGCCAAUGCACUUGAAGUAUCAAGGAAUCUCGUCGACUCGUACCUAGUAACUCACCCACAUCUCGACCACAUUAGCGGGUUCGUUCUCAAUACUGCAGCUCCCCCGGGAACAAAGCCGAAAAGAAUCGCUGGUUUACCCUCUACCAUCUCAGCGUUUAAGACGCAUAUUUUCAACAAUGUUAUCUGGCCAAAUUUAUCAGACGAGAACAAUGGUGCCGGUCUCGUGACUUAUUUGCGCCUGGUAGAAGGGGGCAGUCCAGCUCUUGGGGAAGGAGCUGAUAGAGGUUACCUAGAAGUCAGCGACGGCAUCACGGUCAAAGUCUUUAGCGUCAGUCAUGGACAUUGCAUUGAAAAGCAUGCUCAUAGGGGCUCGUCGUCUUCCUCACGCUUUGGAAGUAUAGAUGGUACAUCCCUGCUGUCGCAAAGAGGUGGAAGUAUCAAUGGGGCUUUGGGGCCGCCUCCUGUCUUGAGGAAUGGUAGUAGGGUCCAAACCAUGGGGGACAACGACCGAGAAUCAGUAUGCGUCUAUGACUCGAGUGCGUAUUUCAUAAAGGACGCAUUCAGUGGUCGUGAAGUCCUGAUGUUUGGCGACAUGGAGCCCGAUAGCAUCUCAUUGUCGCCAAGGAACAUCGGAGUCUGGCUUGAAGCGGCUCCAAAAAUCGCGACUGGCCACCUGGCUGCGAUCUUUAUCGAAUGCUCGUACGACGACAGCCGGAUGGACGACAUGCUCUACGGUCAUUUAUCACCACGCUACGUCAUUCAAGAGAUGCAGACGCUCGCGGCAGAAGUCGAGAGAAUUCGCCAAAUCCCAACUAAGCUCGAAUCGAUUAAGAAACGCAAGAGAGAAACGGAGGACUCAGGCAGAAGAACUAACAGAACUAUCGCCAGGGCUACUGACGGUCCACUUGUGGUCGACGACCGGCCCGUGUCGCCGAAAUCAAUGCGCCCACCAAAGAAGAGGUCCGACUCUAGCGAAAACACCAUUUCUUCGCAUAUCACAACUUCUGCAUCAGAUAUGAGUUUCAAGGAUGCUAGUAUACUACGGACCCCGAAGAUGCCUAACGCUCUCCGAGGGCUAAAGGUAGUUAUCAUUCACACGAAGGAAAGUUUUAAUGACGAAAAACCGGCUGGAGACACAAUUUUAAAAGAGUUACUCGCACAUGAGGAGAAAGCUAAGCUAGGCUGCGAAUUUAUCAUAUCGAGGAGGGGACAAAGCCUUAUGUUCUGAUCCAGGUUGGUUACACGUAUGGCUGGGAAGUAUUGGCGGAUAUAGCACUCAGGUGUGCUAGCAUCCGGUGCUCGCCGGAUUAGGUUAUAUGG
Molecule: messenger RNA, 2352 nt
Organism: Daldinia caldariorum
Lineage: Eukaryota; Fungi; Ascomycota; Sordariomycetes; Xylariales; Hypoxylaceae
Product: cAMP phosphodiesterases class-II-domain-containing protein
Exons: 2
Coding region: 740-2260 (506 amino acids)
Biological process (GO): cAMP catabolic process; negative regulation of glucose mediated signaling pathway; cGMP catabolic process
Molecular function (GO): 3',5'-cyclic-GMP phosphodiesterase activity; 3',5'-cyclic-AMP phosphodiesterase activity
Source: RefSeq, a predicted model, not a curated record